Molecule: messenger RNA, 1310 nt
Organism: Fragaria vesca subsp. vesca
Lineage: Eukaryota; Viridiplantae; Streptophyta; Magnoliopsida; Rosales; Rosaceae
Product: UDP-glycosyltransferase 74E1-like
Exons: 2
Molecular function (GO): UDP-glycosyltransferase activity
Source: RefSeq, a predicted model, not a curated record
AAUGGUACUAGUGCUCCUCAUAACGAUGAUCAUGAUGCUGAUGAUGCCCGCAGCAGCUACCCAGAACUGAAAUUCUUGGUGUACCACUCAGGUAUGCCAUGGGCGUUGGAUAUAGCGCGACAACACGGCAUAGAUGGAGCUCCAUUCUUCACAAACUCUGCUGCAUACGUAGCCAUCUACCAACACUUUCUUCAAGGAGCACUAAAGAUUCCCUCAGAAAAUGAUCGGUCCACUACAACGUUAUCACUGCCUUCCAUGCCACCACUAUGUUUCGAUGAUCUACCCUCAUUUCUCCGUGAUUUUGACUCCUAUCCAGCUUACCUUCAACUUGCUCUCAGCCAAUACUCCAAUAUCGGAACACUAAAAUGGCUCUUCAUUUGCACUUUCCAUAAGUUGGAAGAGGAGGUACUGGAAUGGAUGAGAAAUCAAGAGUGGCCGGUCCGGACCAUAGGACCAACGGUUCCAUCAAUGUUUUUGGACAAACAGUUGAAGGAUGACAAGGAAUAUGGCCUCAGUAUGUUCAAACCUAAUGUGGAGCUUUGUAUGGAGUGGCUAGAUUCUAGAGAAACUAGCUCCGUCGUUUAUGCAUCAUUUGGAAGCUUGGCCAGUCUAAAAAAGGAGCAGAUAGAGGAGCUAGCAUGGGGACUGAGGGAUAUGAACUACAACUUCAUGUGGGCGGUUAGAGAAUCAGAAAUGGAAAAACUUCCUAGUAAUUUCUUAGAGGAGACAUCAGAGAAGGGUUUGGUUGUGAGCUGGUGCCCUCAGCUACAAGUUCUGGCUCAUAAAGCUGUGCGAUGCUUUGUUACACAUUGCGGAUGGAAUUCCGUUCUCGAAGCAUUGAGCUGCGGAGUGCCAAUGGUGACAAUGCCACAUUGGGCUGAUCAAGCAACUAAUGCCAAAUUUGUUGAGGAUGUGUGGAACGUAGGAGUCAGAGUGAAGACGAAUAAGAAUGGUAUUGCUAUAAAAGAAGAAAUAACAAAGUGUAUCCAGCAAGUUAUGGAAGAGGAGAAGGGGAUGAAGAUGAUAAAAGCUUCAUUAAGGUUGAAAGAACUAGCUAAAGAGGCAGUCAAUGUUGGAGGAAGUUCUGAUAAGAACAUUGAAGAAUUUGUAGCAGAACUUGCGCAAAUUUAAUUCACUUUAUAUAUAUGUCAUCAAAUAAUGAAUUGCGCGAUAUUAAUCAGCUUCUCAAAGAGCUAAAGUGGCAUGGCUCACUCUCAAUGGAUGCUAAAUGUAUGUAGUAUAACUACAAUCCUCUAAAUAAGAUACGUUUCACACGUCUCUAGGAAAGCAAAAAUCAGAAUUUUCAUACU